This is a messenger RNA of Malania oleifera, 907 nucleotides long. RefSeq lists its product as uncharacterized. The coding region runs from base 417 to 794 and encodes 125 amino acids. The record is from RefSeq and is a predicted model, not a curated record. The transcript has 3 exons. Lineage: Eukaryota; Viridiplantae; Streptophyta; Magnoliopsida; Santalales; Ximeniaceae.
AACAAACAAGAUUGUCUUUGGGAGCGUAGUCAUGCAUUUCAGGCCUUAAAUGUAGAUUUGUGCAGAUUUGCAUGAUGCUUAUUACAAUUUUGUAUUGCAUUUGUAUUCCAAAUUCAGACAAAGCCAAAUCUAAGCAUGCUUGUUCAAUUUGUUGACUACAAAUACUGUUACCCUAAAGCCACUUGCACAUUGAUGGAAAUGGAUUAUGUCUUGUGUUUUGUGAAUCAGAAGGCCAUUUUUUGAGAAUUUAGCUUGUGCUGUUAUCUUAGUCACAGAAUGAAACAGGAUCUUAUAUUAUGAUAAUAACGAUACAAGCCUCAACAAUACAAGCCUCUACAAACUGAAAAUAAGUUUAUGUUCUUUUCAUUUUCCGUUGUUGAGUGAGGAAGGAAAAAAGCUUAGUCCCUGAAGUGGCAAUGGUGGAAGUCUGGUGGCCGCUACUGGGGGCUGCAAUUACGGCCGUUGCAGGGCAAUCUUUUAGAAUGAAGAGAAGACGUGAUGAAGAGCAGAGGAUUAAGAGUGCCCGUGGUAGGGAGAAGAGUUCAGACGACAUUUUUGUCUGUGAGAGGGUCUGUACAUCAAAGAGAAUGUUGAAGAAGGUUGGAGCCUUCUCAAAGGACUCAAUCCCUGAUACAUGUGUUACUGUAUGCGGCGUAUCUGAGCUUGAUGCUUGCUCUGAUGCAUGUGCUCGUACUGUCUGUGUCAACCAGCAUCAAGUCCCCAACUGGAAUGACAUCUGCUUGCGACGGUGUCAGAGUGAAUGCCUCAAGCUCUCUGCUUCCCGGUCAUCUUAGCACUGCAUUUGUUAAUUUUUGGCGAUAUAUUUUUGUAGUGUAUUGUACUCUGCAUCAACAUUGCGAUUGGUUGGCAAAUCUUGAAAUUCAUGGUUUCAUUCUCCUAGUGUCAA